This is a messenger RNA of Coturnix japonica (Japanese quail), 3168 nucleotides long. It is a transcript of the gene EMP2, whose product is annotated as epithelial membrane protein 2. Gene Ontology annotation, biological process: positive regulation of integrin-mediated signaling pathway; cell adhesion; regulation of cell-matrix adhesion. Gene Ontology annotation, molecular function: protein kinase binding. Lineage: Eukaryota; Metazoa; Chordata; Aves; Galliformes; Phasianidae. Gene Ontology annotation, cellular component: plasma membrane; cytoplasm. The record is from RefSeq and is a predicted model, not a curated record.
CCCCGUCCCUCCCUCUACACACACACACAUACACGCACCUCUGCCUCUGCAGGCGGAUGAGGGGCAUUUUUGACAAUUAUUUUCUUUCCACUCCCAUCCCUCGUCUGACAUCACUUCUGCAGGAGGGAGGGCGGGAACAGCCCCGCCGCCAGACGGUCGCGGAGAGCUCCGCCGGCCCCCGCGCCCCAUUUAUCUCAAACUAAAUACUCCUCAGAUCAAGGAUGUUGAUUCUUCUGGCUUUCAUUAUUAUAUUUCACAUAACUUCAGCAGCGCUGUUGUUCAUCUCAACUAUUGACAAUGCCUGGUGGGUAGGAGACAAUUUUUCUACAGAUGUCUGGAGUACAUGUGCCACAAAUACUAGCACCUGCACACCUAUAACUGUUGAAUUCAGAGAAUAUCAAUCAAUUCAGGCUGUUCAGGCCUCCAUGAUCCUAUCUACUAUUUUCUGCUGUGUGGCGUUUCUGGUUUUCAUUCUUCAACUUUUCCGUCUAAAGCAAGGAGAAAGAUUUGUGUUAACCUCUAUUAUCCAGCUCCUGUCAUGUCUGUGCGUUAUGAUUGCAGCUUCAAUUUACACAGAUAGGCAUGAGGAACUGCACAAGAGCAUGGAAUAUGCCAUUGAAGUUUCUAAAGGCCAAUAUGGCUAUUCCUUUGUCUUAGCCUGGAUUGCAUUUGCCUUUACUCUGAUCAGUGGUGUUAUGUACCUAGUAUUAAGGAAACGUAAAUAAAUGUUGGCAGCUAGUUAUUACUGUCACGACAGUACAAAACCAAAUUCCAAUAACUAUUUUGUAUAUAAUCAUUUACAUGGUUUCGUAGUAAAGGUAUUGUUUCUCUAAAAAUGUACUGUGUUCUUGAUAUGAAACAGAAUUAAAAAAAAAAAAACAAAAAAAAACCAACAAAAAAACAAACCACAACAAAAACAACCAACAGCAGGUUUAAUGGAAUGCCUGGCAUUCGGUCUGAGCAAGACUGACCCAAGUUUUCUUUUACUUAUUUCACCGUCAUCACAGGUGAAAUGGUGUAUUUCCCUUUUCUAGGCAUAAACAGUGCCUGGCCUCUGUCAGAUCACUAUUAAAGUCUUUGCAAAUUAAUUUGGAAGCAAUAUGCUAAGCAUAUUCCUGGCCUGGAUCUAGUCCUUUGGGAUGGGAUAAGUACAAGGGAAGUGAAAAAUGAGGUCAGGAUCAUGGUGCAAAAGCAAACAAGUAUGAAAGCCUAAAGCUGCACUCAAUGUGGCUGUUAUAGCAGAGGACGAAUGUUCUGCUAUUUAUAAUGUGCAGUAAGUGUCAUCAAGCUUUUAUUAAAACCACUUGCUUUGCAAAAGUAAACAACUCCUUUUUGUACUCCAGCAAAUGAUUCUCUUUAUCCUUCUUCACUUUUAAUUUAAGCCUACAGAGCCUUUGGCAGGAAAAGUUACAAGUAUAUUCGAUGUUCAGUGCACAACUUGGGACUGGAGCAGUCUGAGCAGAAAGAGAUCCUCCACUCAAGUCCUGCAGCCCUUCAUUUUUGCAUUGUGCAGUACCAAAUAUAACUUUUUUUUUUUUUUUUUUUUUAAACAGCCAAACUCAGUAUGUUUAUUCCACUGGGCUUUGGUUGGAUGUAUCAUGUUGGCUAAUAUAUGAUUUAUAAAGGCUGCUUUUUUUUUCCUGUGUCUGCUCACUAGGAAAUUGGCCUUUACAAAAUUCAUUCUAAGUUCCUAUGUGAAUUUUACUUGAAUAAAAAUUCCUGCUAGAGAAACCAGAGUGUAACUAUUAUGCAUAGGAGUUCCAGGAUAGUUUUUCAAAGUUUUUGGUGAUUCUUACUUUUCAGUAAUUCUGUGAGAGAAUUACUGUAAUGCCAGAUUUAAGUGCUCAGCAAUAUAAUACUGGCUUUGGCUGGUGGUGAUUUCAGGGUUUGGAGACCUGUGUGGGGAAUGAAUGAAGUGGCUUCUUCAUGUUAGUCACACCUUUGAUAUUAAAACAUAGAUUUGACUUUGUAAAAGCAUUAACCAUGUAUUCAUUCCAUGAUAUUUGCUACAGCUGACCCAAUAUAUAGGCAAUAAAAGUAAAUGAAUUUUAAAUGAGAUUUUAUACUUAAUGUAGACCAAAAUUACUACUACAAAAUAAUGUAGCUCUACUAAUGUUGAUAACUUACCCUGUUCCUCAGCAGCUGAUAGUCUGACCCUUUGCUGCAGGUAAUUCAUCCUUGAGUUCUCAUGGAACUGUGUAGAAAUUGUCUCUGACAUGAGUAAAGUAAUGGGUCAUGCUGUUCCAUCUCCAUUCCCUGAACAUCCUAAAAUGCUCUAACGAGUAAUACUUUUAUUAGGGAGCAAAGAAAGCACAACAGGGGUGUUGAGAAAUUAAUUAGACAAAUAAGCAGAACAGCAAAUUAAAAUAACAGCAGUUAAAAAAACCCCUCGAUAAAUCAGUCUGAGCGAAAUGCAUUCUCACCUUCCCAGUCUUGCAUGAUGUGGUGUUCUGUUAGUCCUAUUUCUCUUAGUGGGAACACUCUGAAUUUCAGGCAUUACCACCCUACUUUUUAAAAAAGUGUUUCUGCUGUUUGCUGAAUACAUUUCAGAUUCAAAACCUGAAUUUUGCUGGCAAGGAGGAUUUGUUUUAAAUAAACAGAUGUAGGUUUAAGGCUGAAAGCAGAUAGAUAGAUAGUCUGUAAGUCAGGUGUUUGGCUAGUUUUAUUCAAACAUGAAAUAUUAAGGGCAAAAUUCUAAACCAAAUGUUCAUUAAAGCUAUUUUAUAUCUAGAAGAUAAUCUUAUAACACUGUAAAUUAAGCUGAAAUGCCACUGACUUGAAGAGAUGCUUCUUCAGUUUCUUGCCUUAAUAAUACUUAGGUCAUUUAUCGAGCAAAUAUUUAAGAUAAAGAUGUAUAUAUACAUGAACUCCGCUUACUUCUACGGUAAAAGCUCUGCCACUUUAGUUAGAAGUGAAAAGCACACACACUUCAAUGUACAAACAGCAGCAUGCACAUGGUGCCACACAGAGAACCUAUGUCAGUGUUGGAAGUACCAAGAAAAUAAAUGCCAAAAUUUUGAAAGAGAGUUUUAAUGGGACAAACAUAUUUUGGAAUAUUCUUUUUACCUGAUGUGCCUUUAAAAUAUACCAUUUUCUAUGCUCUAUAUAUUCUGAAACUGUACAUGAAAAUAAAACAAAUUCUUGUAUUGUAUUAGCAAGAUCAAUGCA